Molecule: messenger RNA, 1545 nt
Organism: Micropterus dolomieu (smallmouth bass)
Lineage: Eukaryota; Metazoa; Chordata; Actinopteri; Centrarchiformes; Centrarchidae
Product: activin receptor type-2A-like
Exons: 4
Coding region: 838-1530 (230 amino acids)
Biological process (GO): activin receptor signaling pathway; cellular response to growth factor stimulus; protein phosphorylation
Cellular component (GO): activin receptor complex; plasma membrane
Molecular function (GO): activin receptor activity; ATP binding; activin binding
Source: RefSeq, a predicted model, not a curated record
GACUUGGGAAAAGCAGCUCGUACUAAACGCGAUCGCUGCAUUAGCACCAGGGAUUAACGGCAGCUUUAGAGGUUAUUGUUAUCAUAUGAUAGUGUUUCCACUUCAAGUAAUUUCGACGGCCGAAGGCUGUUUGGCACACUUUGGAGCGGGCUAACAAAACGGAGGGAGCCUGGUAAUCGGUUGUUUCGCUGUUGGAGCGGACGGUGCUCUGGUUGUGGCCGGGCAGCCCCACCGGACUGUCGGACGAAACUGACGCUUCCACACGGAAUAUAACAGCAAUACGUUAUGAACCGUGGUGGGAGGUCAUUUUCAUUUUGACGUUUUAAAGCUAUACUACGGAGCCUGUCAAAGAGAAGUUUGAUUGGAGAGCUGAGUGCGCUUGAUUUCCAGUCCGAUGGAUGUUAGCCCUGCCCGGCUGUGGCUCGGCUCUCUGCUCCCCUGGUCUGAAAAUAACAGGUUAAACACCAACAAGCACAGGUGAACGCGUCUGUUCAUAACAAUGCUGCAGACCUGGCAAGUAAAUGACAGCCCUGGCCUGAAUGCCAACAAGUCGCCCUCCAUUGCGUGUCUGUAAACCUGGAAAUACCAACAACCAUCCCCUCCUCUUCUUCACCCCCACCUCUUCCUCCCUUCUUUUUUUGGACUAACAAGACUGGCAUUACCUGGGAUAUUUUGGAUUUAGGCUCGAUCUUGGCAUUUUUAAAAAUGUCCUUUUUGCAGAGACAGUGCCCUCUGGAGCAGCAAGACAUUUAAUUUUAUUCAGUCGUCUUGAGAUUGUUGGGCUUUUUUGUUUUUCUUUAUUCUCUUUCUAGUCAGAGGAUCAGAUUCGGAUGGAAAAUGGGAGACGCCACCAAACUGGCCUUCGCCGUUUUCCUCAUCUCCUGCUCUUCAGGUGCCAUCCUGGGACGCUCGGAGACGCAGGAGUGCGCCUACUACAACUCCAGCUGGGAAAAGGAGCGCACCAACCGCAGUGGCAUCGAGCCCUGCUAUGGCGAGAAAGACAAGCGGCGACAUUGCUUCGCCACGUGGAAGAAUGUCUCUGGAACCGUGGAGGUCGUCAAGCAAGGCUGCUGGCUGGAUGACGUCAACUGCUACGACAGUAACGAGUGUGUGGAGAGGAAGGAGAGUCCUGACGUUUUCUUCUGCUGCUGUGAAGGCAACAUGUGCAACGAGAGGUUCCUGUACGCCCCUGAUGCGCCCCCACAGAGUGACCCGCACCAUUCAACUGCCUACACCACCUCCAACCCAUUUUCCCAGAAGCCCCAGCUCUUCAGCACUCUGCUUUACUCGCUGGUUCCCAUCAUAGGCCUGGCCGCCGUUGUCCUCUUCUCUUUCUGGAUGUGGAGACAUCACAAACUGGCCUAUCCAGCUGCCCUCGUCCCCACACAUGUAAGUCUCACCAGCAGGGUGAAAACGUGUAAAUCCCUUCACUACUUUUUUUGUCUUCAUGUUUGGUCCACAGCGCUCAUCACUGUAGUGCAUUUGCAGAGGUCACCUGUCAAUCAAACAGUGGUGCAGGGACUGGGGUGACCUCUUUCUUUCGAA